AUGUUUUCUGAUGGUAAUGAUGAUGACGAUGAUGUUUCCGACGGUACUUGGAGUAACAAUGAAGAGUCGUCCUACGAGAUCGAACUUCAGGUUCGUGGCCUCUCUCAAUCUACUCACCGAUCCUCACUUCUCUCUUUUUUUCUUUCUCUUCUCUCUCUCUUUUUUUUUUCUUUGUCUACUCUCUCUCUCUUUUUUUUUUUUUUUUCUCUUCUCUCUCUUUUUUUUUUUCUUUGUCUACUCUCUCUCUCUUCUUUUUUCUUUGUCUACUCUCUCUCUCUCUUUUUUUUUUUUUUCUUUUCUUUGUCUCUCUCUCUUUUUUUCUUUGUCUCUCUCUCUCUCUUCUCUUUUUCUUUUCACUCUCUUCUCUUUUUCUCUCUCUCUCUUUUUUUUUUUUCUUUGUCUUUUUUUACUCUCUCUCUCUUUUUUUCUUUGUCUCUUUUUUUUUUUCUUUGUCUACUCUCUCUUUUUUUCUUUGUCUACUCUCUCUCUUUUUUUCUUUGUCUACUCUCUCUCUUUUUUUCUUUGUCUACUCUCUCUCUUUUUUUCUUUGUCUACUCUCUCUCUUUUUUUCUUUGUCUACUCUCUCUCUUUUUUUUUUUUGUCUUUUACUCUCUCUCUCUUUUUUUUUCUUUUUUUUCUCUUUUUCUUUUUUUUUUUUCUUCUUUUUUUUUGUCUUCUCUCUCUCUUUUUUUUUCUUUUUUUUUUGUUUUUGUCUACUCUCUUUUUUUUUGUCUCUUUUUUUUUCUUUGUCUCUCUCUCUCUCUUUUUUCUUUUUUUUUCUUUUUCUCUCUCUUUCUCUUUUUUUCUUUUGUCUACUCUCUUUUUUUUUUUUGUCUCUUUUUCUUUGUCUCUCUCUCUUUUUUUCUUUUUUCUCUCUUUUUUUUUUUGUCUCUCUCUCUCUUUUUUCUUUGUCUCUCUCUCUUUUUUUUCUUUUUUUUCUUUUCUUUCUUCUCUCUCUCUCUCUUUUUUCUUUGUCUACUCUCUCUCUUUUUUUCUUUCUCUCUCUUCUUUUCUCUCUCUCUCUUUUUUUUUUUUUUCUCUUCUUUUUUUCUUUGUCUCUCUCUCUUUUUUUUCUUUGUCUACUCUUUUUUUCUUUCUCUUCUCUUUUUUUUUCUUCUCUCUCUCUUGUCUACUUCUCUCUUUUUUUUUCUUCUUUUUUCUCUCUCUCUCUUUUUUCUCUCUCUCUCUCUUUUUCUUUCUCUCUCUUCUUUUUUUCUUUGUCUCUCUCUCUCUUUUCUCUCUCUCUCUCUUCUCUCUCUCUCUUUUCUUUUUUUCUUUGUCUCUCUCUCUCUUUUUUCUUUCUUCUCUCUCUUUUCUCUUUUUCCUUCUCUCUCUUUUUUCUUUUCUCUCUUCUCUCUUUUUUCUUUUUCUCUCUCUCUUCUCUUUCUUUCUUUCUUUCUCUUCUCUCUCUUUCUCUUUCUCUCUUUCUCUUCUCUCUCUUUUUUCUCUCUCUCUUUCUCUUCUCUCUCUUCUCUCUUCUCUCUUUCUCUCUCUUUUCUUUUCUCUCUCUUUUCUUCUCUCUUCUCUUCUUCUCUCUCUUCUCUCUCUCUUUUCUCUUCUCUUCUCUCUCUCUUUCUCUUUCUCUUUUCUCUCUUCUCUUCUCUCUCUUUCUCUUCUCUCUUCUCUCUCUUUCUCUUCUCUCUUCUCUCUCUUUCUCUUCUCUCUUCUCUCUUCUCUCUUCUCUCUUUCUCUUCUUUCUCUCUUUCUCUUACUUCUCUCUCUUUCUCUUACUUCUCUCUCUUUCUCUUACUUCUCUCUCUUUCUCUUACUUCUCUCUUACUCUAG
This is a messenger RNA of Acanthosepion pharaonis, 1785 nucleotides long. NCBI's taxonomy places the organism in Eukaryota, Metazoa, Mollusca, Cephalopoda, Sepiida, Sepiidae. The record is from the annotation of a GenBank genome assembly.